AUGGGAACCUCAUCUCCUAAAAAACAAAAUAUUUUUAUAAAAGCUCAAGAAGAAUGGAAGACUAUACGAAAUUUGAAUGAAGAAACUAUACAAAAUAAAAUAAAUAAUUAUUUACAAACACCUUUAAGACUUAUUCAAUAUACUUCUUUUACACCUACUCUGGUUAUAUCAAAUGAAAUUACUAAACAAGAAUGUGCUGAAAAACAGCUUAAUGAAUUAAAUGAGUUGUAUAAUAGGCAAAAAUUAAAGAAACAUGCUGCUGCACAAGCCAAAAGUCAAGCAAAAAAAUAUGAAGCUUUAAAAACCAGAAGGGAAGUUAUUAGAUAUGAUUCACUUGAGCAUUUCUCUUUUUUUCUUCUAAAUCCUGAUCUUUCUGAGCAGAUGCAUUUAUGUAUCGAGUUUGGUACUGCUGCCAAAAAAAGGCAGAAAGAAAUUAUUAAAGUAUGCACCAUUUCUCAUUUAAAAAAAGAAAUGGAAGAAAAAUAUCAAAUUUACAUAUCAUGCAUCUGUUUAUAUACAUACACUUGGCUCAGAAGAAUUAAUUCUUCGAAUGCCAAAAGACACCACCAUCCUAUGGCUAUUCAAAUAAACUCUGUAUCUAGAAAUGAAAUGCCUGAACAUAUAGACGAGCACUAUUGUUUGCAAAUAGUCAAAAAUGCAAAACAAUUUGCUGAUGCUUUUGCUUCUCAUUCUGUGAUUAUAUCACAAGAUGAUAAAGCAAAAGUUCUACUUAGAAUACUGGCAGUUGGGAGGACAUUUAAAACUGUACAAUCUUCUCAUGAACCAGUUGCGAUACCUGGAAGUAAACAAAAACUAAUACCUUCAGUUUAUCUUACAAUUAACCCAGAAGGUUCAAAUGACUCAUUACAUAAUGAAAAUCCUGUUUUAAAUAAUAUGCUAAAAUUGGAAAAUGAAUUCAAACCAAUUCUGGUUUUGCUUGUUGACGAAUUAAAUUUGGAUUACUUAACUGUUAGAACCUAUGCCUCUGGACAAUCUGCCUACAAUCCUGUAGAGUGUAGCAUGUCUACUCUCUUAGAAAAGUUGGCAGGUAUUGUCCUACCUAUUGAUCAUUUUGGCUCACAUCUUGAUUCUAAUAGUAUUAUUGAGAAUAUAGACCUUGCAAAGCAAAAUUUUUGUUAUGCUGAUAAAAAGUUAUGUGAUAUUUGGUGA
Molecule: messenger RNA, 1170 nt
Organism: Cetraspora pellucida
Lineage: Eukaryota; Fungi; Glomeromycota; Glomeromycetes; Diversisporales; Gigasporaceae
Source: the annotation of a GenBank genome assembly